Molecule: messenger RNA, 3123 nt
Organism: Leptinotarsa decemlineata (Colorado potato beetle)
Lineage: Eukaryota; Metazoa; Arthropoda; Insecta; Coleoptera; Chrysomelidae
Product: ATP-binding cassette sub-family C member 4
Biological process (GO): transmembrane transport
Cellular component (GO): membrane
Molecular function (GO): ATP binding; ABC-type transporter activity; ATP hydrolysis activity
Source: RefSeq, a predicted model, not a curated record
AUACGAAGUAAAUUACAUCACGAAAACUUCCUACAUAAAAGGAUUCACAUCGGCACUCGCAGUUUUCACAGAACGGUUCAUUCUUUACCUCAUCGUUGUGGUAAAUCUCUUCUUAGGCAAGCUACCUACAAGCGACGUAAUUUUCUCCAUGGCUCAAUUGAUCAAUACCAUCCAGUUGUAUAUGUGUAUAUUUUUUCCCGCCGCUCUAGCAGCCUACUCCGAAGCUAAAGUAUCGGUGAAGCGGCUAGAAAACUUUUUGCUUCUCGAAGAGAGGAAUCUCGUAUUGACAGAUAGUACCGAAGAUGUGAAGGAACCAGGACUGGUAGAAAUCAAAAACGCCAAUGCCAGUUGGAUGUCCGAACCAAUCGUCGAUACUUUGGUAGAUAUAAACUUGAAAAUACCUCCUGGGACACUGUGUUGUGUAGUGGGGAACGUUGGAUCCGGAAAGAGUUCUUUGCUUCACUUGCUUCUCAAAGAAAUGCCUUUGAAGAAGGGGUCCAUAGAAGUGAAAGGACACGUGUCAUAUGCUUCUCAAGAACCGUGGCUGUUUGUCUCCAAUGUGCGAAACAACAUCCUUUUUGGACAGCCCUACCUGAAGAACAGAUAUGACGAAGUGGUAGAUGUGUGCGCUCUUGAAAAAGAUUUCAAACAAUUUCCCUUUGCCGAUAAAACAAUGGUGGGUGAAAGAGGGGUUUCUCUAAGUGGUGGACAAAGGGCUAGGAUCAAUUUAGCCAGAGCGGUAUACACUGAAGCGGAUAUUUACCUUUUUGACGACCCACUUUCAGCCGUUGAUACGCAUGUUAGUAAACAUCUUUUCGAAAAAUGUAUCAAAAACUACUUAUGCAAAAAAACUCGAAUACUAGUCACUCACCAGUUGCAAUACUUGAAGGAAGCUGAUAUGAUUAUCUUUCUGAAUAAUGGCAAGAUCGAAAAAGUAGGAACUUUUUCUGAAUUAUCAGAAAGUGUACUUAGAGAUUUCGAAAGGCAAGAAUCGAAGAAUGACAAUGAAAAAGACGAACAAGAAAAAUAUCAAAGAGAAAGAAUCAAGUCGAUAGUUUCCAUCGCGAGCUCGGGAAAAGAAAUUGAAGAAGAAGAACCAGAAGAAACCCACGAACUGUUAGAGAAAGGAAGCUUAUCUGGUGCUUUGUACUUGGAAUACUUCAAAAGUGGAUCUGGCAUACCUUUUCUAUUGUUUUUGGUUAUUCUUUCAUUUGUUUCUCAAGCAUUUUGCAAUUUUUGUGAUUUGUGGGUCACUCACUGGACUAAUAUGGAGAAAAUAAGAUUUUCGAACAUUGAUAAUUUCACUAACAUCGCCCAAUUUUUGAUUAAUGACAAUGAGACAUCUGGGAUUUCAACUCCAACCGAAGGACUUACUUUCAGUAUUACAAAUGAAAGUAAUACAUUUGAUGCCCAAGACGAUUUACCAAAACCAGAGAGCUAUGCAAUUAUUUAUACAAUUUUCAUAGUCGGAUCCAUUGUAUUGUCAACAGCAAGAGCCAUCGUAUUCUACAAAGUAUGCAUGAACUCUUCCAAAGGACUCCACAACAGGAUGUUUGCUAAUGUUUUGAAGGCCCCUAUGAGAUUCUUUGAUACUAAUCCUUCAGGAAGAAUAUUGAAUCGAUUCUCAAAAGACAUCGGGGCAGUAGAUGAAAUUUUGCCUAACGCAAUGUAUGAUGUUGUUCAAGUAUUUCUGGUUAUGGGAGGUAUUCUAGCAUUGAACUUCAUUGUGACCCCAUGGAUGAUUAUACCUGCUGUUGUUCUUGGAUCUCUCUUUUAUUAUUUGAGAGUAGUUUACUUAUCCACUGCUCAAAACGUUAAGAGACUUGAAGCCGCUACGCGAGCCCCUGUGUUCUCACAUAUUUCUGCUACUUUAUAUGGAAUUUCAACAAUCAGAUCUUCUAAUGCUCAAGAUAUGGUCACUCAAGAAUUUGACAGUCUACAGGAUCAACACACUGGUAGUUCAUACCUGUUCCAAGCUUGUAGUGAAGCUUUCGGGUUUUAUCUGGAUUGUAUCAGUACUGCGUUUUUGGCUCUCGUUACUUUUCAGUUUCUCAUAGGAAAUGACAAUGUGAAUAGCGCAGAAGUAGGUUUGGUGAUUUCAAGUAGUCUGAUUUUAACGGGUAUGCUCCAAGUGGGUGUAAGACAAUCAGCUGAGGUUGCUUCCAAUAUGACAAGCGUAGAAAGACUGGUUCAAUAUGUUAAGUUGAAAACUGAAGAUGACUUGAGAAAACCUCCAACCAAAAAACCAACUGAUUGGCCAUCAAGGGGAAAAAUUGUUUUUGCAAACACUUACUUAAGAUACGCCUUAGAAGAGCUACCAGUAUUGAAGGAUUUGAAUAUCUCAAUAGAGCCUGGAGAGAAAGUUGGCAUAGUAGGCAGAACUGGGGCAGGAAAAUCAACACUAAUUGCCUCGUUAUUUAGAUUAGCACCAAUUGAAGGAACAAUCGCCAUAGACGAUGUUGAUACAGCUGAUAUCAGUUUAGAACAACUCAGGUCCAAUAUUUCGAUUAUCCCACAAGAACCCAUUUUAUUUUCCUCCACUAUACGAUAUAACUUGGAUCCAUUCGAUAAAGCAAGCGAUGGAGACGUCUGGCAAGCUCUAGCCGAUGUUGAGCUGAAGAACUCAAUCGAUAGUCUCAAUCAACAGGUUAGUGAAGGCGGUUCAAAUUUCAGUGCAGGUCAAAGGCAAUUGAUUUGCUUGGCUCGCGCCAUUUUGAGAAAUAACAAGGUUUUGGUAAUGGAUGAAGCUACAGCCAACGUUGACCCUAAUACGGAUUCGCUUAUCCAAAAGACCAUUCGAGAAAAAUUCAAAAAUUGCACAGUACUAACCAUCGCUCACAGAUUAAACACCAUAAUGGACUCUGACAAAGUUCUUGUGAUGGACGCAGGAGUGGCUGUAGAAUAUGCACCUCCACAUGAGUUAUUGCAGAAUUCUGAGGGAUACUUUUCAAAAAUGGUGGAGCAGACAGGAACGCAGAUGGCAACACGUUUGAGAGAGGAAGCAUUUAAGGCUUAUCGAAAAACUGUUGCAGAGUCGUCGAACAGUUAGAAUAUUUUUGAAAUCUAAAACGAUAUUCUUGUUGAUAUUUUUGAUUAAAUAAUAUGUCCUGUUUCAACGAUUCA